Fundulus heteroclitus (mummichog) is the source of this 4082-nucleotide messenger RNA. It is a transcript of the gene acox1, whose product is annotated as acyl-CoA oxidase 1, palmitoyl. Gene Ontology annotation, cellular component: peroxisome. Lineage: Eukaryota; Metazoa; Chordata; Actinopteri; Cyprinodontiformes; Fundulidae. Gene Ontology annotation, biological process: fatty acid beta-oxidation using acyl-CoA oxidase; lipid homeostasis; very long-chain fatty acid metabolic process. The coding region runs from base 16 to 2157 and encodes 713 amino acids. Gene Ontology annotation, molecular function: FAD binding; fatty acid binding. The record is from RefSeq and is a predicted model, not a curated record. The transcript is spliced from 14 exons.
GCACUUCCGGGAUAUAUGUCACGUAACUUUCCUGUGCGCGCCUCUCUGCGGCUGCGCAGAAAGGGCAUCGCCGGGGAUCCAUCGGGUUACUGGAGGGUUGCUAGCUAUUCGAGCCCCUUUUCGCUUCUUUUCUGUGCCCAGACACCUGGGUUUCGCUCUGCCAGCAGAGCCAUGAAUCCCGACAUCGCACGAGAGCGCCAAGAGGCGUCGUUUGACGUCGAAAAGCUGACGUACAUUUUGGACGGCGGCCUGGAGAAGACCAAAAGAAGACGAGAAAUUGAGUCGCUGGUUUUCAGCGACCCAGACUUCAACGAGGAGGACCCAAACUUCCUGUCUCGCAGUGAGCGCUAUGACCAGGCGGUCCGAAAAAGUGCCCAGAUGGUCCUGAAGCUCCGAGAGUAUGGCAUCGCAGACCCGGAGGAGAUCUAUUACUACAAGAGUUGUGUGCACCCCGGCAGGCCAUCGCCCUUGGACCUUCACUUGGCGAUGUUCCUGCCCACCCUGCUCAACCAGGCCACCCCAGCUCAAAUGGACCGUUUCUUCAUGCCCGCCUGGAACCUGGAGAUCAUCGGCACCUACGCUCAGACCGAGAUCGGCCACGGCACGCACCUCAGAGGGCUGGAGACCACGGCCACGUACGACCCCGCCACGCAGGAGUUCGUGCUGAACAGUCCCACCGUCAGCUCCAUCAAGUGGUGGCCUGGAGGACUUGGGAAGACCUCUAACCACGCCAUCGUCCUAGCCCAGCUUUACAGUCUGGGAAAUCGCCACGGUCUGCACGCCUUCAUCGUCCCCAUCCGUGACAUGACCACCCAUGAACCUCUGCCAGGUAUUGUUGUUGGUGAUAUUGGCCCCAAGUUCGGCUUUAAUGAGGUUGAUAAUGGAUUCCUGAAAUUGGAGAACGUGAGGAUUCCUCGAGAGAACAUGUUGAUGAAGUAUUCAAAGGUGGAGCCAGACGGGACCUACGUGAAGCCACCCAGUUCCAAGCUGACCUACGGCACCAUGGUGUUUGUGCGCUCAAUGAUUGUCGGGGAGUCGGCUCGGGCCCUCUCCAAGUCCUGCACCAUCGCCAUCCGCUACAGCGCCGUCCGUCACCAGUCUGAGAUCCGGCCGGGAGAGCCAGAGCCUCAGAUCCUGGACUAUCAGACGCAGCAGUACAAGCUCUUUCCUCUGCUGGCCAUGGCCUAUGCUUUCACGUUUGUUGGCCAGUAUAUGACGGAGAUAUACCACCGCAUCUCUGAAGACAUCAACCAGGGGGACUUCAGCCAGCUGCCAGAGCUCCAUGCCCUCUCCGCGGGCCUGAAGGCCUUCACCACUUGGGAAACCAACUCUGCCAUUGAAGUGUGCCGCAUGUCGUGCGGCGGCCACGGCUACUCCCGCAGCAGCGCCUUGCCAGAUAUUUAUGUUGAGUUUACGCCGACCUGCACCUACGAGGGCGAGAACACGGUCAUGAUGCUGCAGACUGCAAGGUAUCUGGUGAAGAGCUACCGGCAGGCCAAAGAAGGCCAGCAGCUGAGCGGCAUUGUGUCAUAUCUGAACGAGUCGCAGGACAGGAGGGUGCAGCCGCACGCCGUGGCCGCCAGACCCCCCGUGGUGGACAUCAACGACCUGAGCAGCCUGGUGGAGGUCUACAAACAGCGAGCGGCCAUUCUUGUUGAGAUGGCAGCAAAAAGCAUCCAGCAGGAGCUGCAGCGCAGGAAGUCACAGGAGGAUGCCUGGAACAACAGCGCCAUCGACCUCGUCAGAGCCUCGGAUGCCCACUGCCACUAUGUUGUGGUGAAAGUGUUUAAUGACAAGCUGAAGGGGGUUGGGGACACAGCCAUACACUCUGUGCUGUCAACCCUGGCUCUGCUCUAUGCCAUGCAUGGCAUCACCAAGAACUCUGGGGACUUCCUGCUGGCUGCACUGGUGAGCGUUCCCCAGGUACUGCAGAUUUCAGUUCGCAUGAAAGAGCUUCUGUCCCAGCUCCGACCCAACGUUGUGGCACUGGUCGAUGCCUUUGACAUCCACGACAAAAAGCUGAACUCGGUUCUGGGCCGCUACGACGGCAACGUCUAUGAGCAUAUGUUUGAGUGGGCUCGUCGCUCACCGCUUAACGCCACGGAGGUCCACGAAUCCUUCCAGAAGUACCUGAAGCCCCUGCGGUCCAAACUGUAAGCUAGUGAAUGGACUUCCAACUCAUAUCUGGGACCCUUUAUCCUUGCACAAAUCUCCCUGUAGUGACCUGUAAUAUCAACCCCAUGAUGGAUUUGAAUGCCUAUGGUAUGCCACGGGUAUUCCCCGUGACUGUGGGACUCCAACCACUUCUGGUUUUUCUCUUUGCUGUAAAGUUUAACUGAACACGCACUACAAAAGCUUUGGUGCACAGCAGGUAACUGGAGUGUAAUGGAUGCUCAGUGGAGUGAUGAGUAACCUUGUUGGAGAAAUCGGCUGUAUAUCUCUUUUAUUGCCAGAAACCGAAACAACGCAUGUUUUUUUUAAAUAAACAUAAAUGGUUAAUAUUUAAAUUGAAGAAAUAAAUAAUUUAAACCCACAUAAAUGGCUUAAAGAGUUAAAACAAUUAAGCAGUUACUGUUUUUAUUAAAUCCUGCUGAUUACAAUUUCCGUUAUAAACGCUGCAUUAAAUUCUCUUGUUGCCAGAUGUCCGCAGAAUAAAGUGUAUGAGCCAGGAAAUACGGAAGCUGCUUAUGUUUAACAAUGGAUUUAAACUAGAAAUACUGCCUGACGUCUGCAAUAUUUGUUUCCAAAAUCCAAUCCAACCUUAUUUCCAAUAGCCUAAAAACACACGGAAGCCUAAUAGCUGUCCAGAUAAAAGCAAAAUAUAAUGGAAAAUCACACAUUAGGAAAAUAAGAAAAUAGGAAAGCAAACAAUCUACAUAAAAGCAACAUAUGAUCAACAAAAAAAAAAACACCCCACUAAGAACUAAAAGCGCAGGAGGAAAGUGUUUUUAAAAGAGAUUUAAGAAAUGGCCCGCCCCCUCUUGACUUGCAUUUGGUUCUCUGCACCGAUGAGACCAAAACCUCUGGUGAUUUGUUACCAUCAUCACCCAGACAAUGUCGGCUCAAAACAGUUGAUUCAGCCUUUUUCUCCUUGCUGAAGGUGUCCUCCUUUCCUCCUUAAACUGUGAUCAGCUUGGUCACCGUGUUGGGGAGGAAAUCAUGCACUUUGAUUUGUAAUUUUAUUGUUGAGAGACCUGCCCCUUUUGCAUUUUUACUUAAAUAACGUAUGAUUUUGUGCUUUAACAUCACAGUAUGUGCAUUUAGUUGCUACUGAAUGUUUUGGUUGGCAGAGGACUUCCUCUGUUACCAGGUGAACUAUGUCCCGUAUAAAAAGCAUCCUUUAGACGCCGCAUUAUGAACUUCUGGCGCUGACAAAUGGUGACUAAAGCCACAUAUUAUGCGCAGCGUAGAGUCUGUGCAUGAGUAUUAUCCCUCCCUACCAUGUGGGGUUGACAUUUGAAAGAGUUGCACCCUUGUCCACCUCUGGAUAGCUUCUUUUUUUUUUAAAGCUGCUGUUUCUAACAUGACACAUUUCAGCACACACACUUUAAAUUGGAUUAUUAAAAUACUAAAAGCCUUGUGAUUUGCUUUGUUCUUUCUGUCUUACUACUAAAUCAAAUGUGGGUAGACAAUAGCUAUUAGACUAAUGCACACCUGGUUUUGUUUUCAUUUCAAAGAUUUCUUGAAAGUUUGGUUAUAGAGACAGAAUUAAAACUACUUGAGCAAUCAGACUGCUACUUGGAGGAAAGCAGCUACAAGACGUAAUAUUUUUGUACAAUUUUAGGACUGUAAUGAUAGUUUUAAAGCCUCACACUGUAACCAGUAAAGCUGAUUUGUGCAUCAGUAUGUGCCUGAAGAAAUGUUCCUUCUAUUAUCUAACAAAGUGAGGCUGUUGGUUCACGAGGGUUUUUGUGUUUUCACAAGCUGUUAAACCUGUGAUUUGAGUGAAAAGGGCACAACUAUUAUUGUCAUGUUCUGACUUCUUUGAUUUUGUCAAAGUGUUUUCAUUGAAUGAUUUUGUGUUAAAAUGUAAAAUGUAGUGUCAUUUAACAAAAACAAUGUAAUAAACAAAAUUAAUGAUU